This is a messenger RNA of Letharia columbiana, 1596 nucleotides long. RefSeq lists its product as uncharacterized. The transcript has 2 exons. The coding region runs from base 1 to 1596 and encodes 531 amino acids. Gene Ontology annotation, molecular function: DNA binding. The record is from RefSeq and is a predicted model, not a curated record. NCBI's taxonomy places the organism in Eukaryota, Fungi, Ascomycota, Lecanoromycetes, Lecanorales, Parmeliaceae. Gene Ontology annotation, cellular component: nucleus.
AUGGGUAAAGCAAAGCGUAAGCACCCUGACAUCGAAGAGACCCUCGCGAGGCCCUGGUGCUAUUACUGCGAGCGGGACUUCGAUGAUCUUAAAAUCCUCAUCAAUCACCAGAAGGCCAAACACUUCAAGUGCGAGCGAUGUGCACGGAGACUGAACACGGCAGGCGGUCUGUCGGUCCACAUGACUCAAGUCCACAAGGAAACCCUCACCAUCAUUGAAAAUGCGCUACCCAAUCGAUCAGGUCUGGAUGUCGAGAUUUUUGGCAUGGAGGGUAUUCCGGACGAUGUCGCCCAAAGCCACAAUCAGCGCGUCCUACAACAGUUCGCCCAGGCUGAAGCUGAGCGCCGAGCUGCGACAGGCAACCUUGGACCUGCAGGGGGAGGAGGCCCAGCCAAGAAACCCAAAUUCGAGCCUCCAUCUGAUCUGAAGAAGCGCCUGGCAGAACACAAAGCAAAAAAGGCGGCAGAAGAGGCAGCUGGGAUUAGCAGUGGAGCCAACACGCCGGGUGGGAUGGCGCAAGGCAAUCAGAGCCCAGGCUUGGGUCAGAGUCCUGGCAACUAUGUGAGUCAUUCGAUGACCCUGUUCAUCCAACUUCGACUAAGUGGUCUUGAGCAGGCCGGCUCGCCAGGUUAUCCUCCCCAGCAGCAGCAACAACAGCAAAUGCCUUUUGGAGGCCCACCUCAAAACUCGUCCUAUUCUGCCUUUCCUCAACCUUACGCUCAGCAACCACCGCCCUUUCAACAACCGCAGUCUCCAUUUCCUCCGCAACAGCAGAAUUUUGGUCCACCUCAAAAUCAAGGCUUUGGGCCGCCUCAGCAAUUCCCCCAGCAAGGCGGGCCGGGCUUUCAACCCCAAUUUCAGAAUGGACCGCCUCCUCAAUUUCAGAACAGCCCUCCUCCAUUCCACAAUGGUCCUUCACAAUUCCAAAGUGGACCGCCUCCUUUCCAGAACGGACCACCGAAUCAGUUUCAAAACGGUCCACCGCCGUUUCAGAACGGGCCUCCACCCCAAUUCCAGAACGGGCCUCCAAAUUUCCAGAAUGGCCCAUACAGCGGUUCUCCGCCUCCUCCAUACCAACAAAACCAAUUCCAGCCUCCACAAAAUCAUACACCAUUGCAGCAUACCAUACCCCAGCGUCCUGGAAGCUUGCCGCCAGCACCUGGACUGCCUCAAAGACCUUCCUUUGGUGCUCCGCCAGUGAACGCUUUCCAAAUGCAGCAGAUGCACCAAGGACAGCUGCCUGGGCCGCCCACUCCUACAGAUCAUUCUCACAAUGCUCAACAGCAGCAUGGUCAAAAUGGAGGUCUUGGUGGGCCAGCGGGCAGUGGACCUCCGCCAAGCUCGCUCCCGGCCCCUCUUUCAGCCAACGCUACUUCUCUGGAUGAUCUUGUUUCAGGUGCGGCCAAAGACGCAGACAAAGCUGCGGGUGCUGUAGAGACCAAAACAGAGCUGCCUAAGGUCGAAGAGCCUGCCGAGGAGAAAAAGGGGAAGAAGGAAAAGGACAAGAAUAUGAAGCUGAUAUACUCAGACAACGACGUCAGCCCAGAAGAGAAGAUGGCACAGAUGCCCAGGUACGCAUUCGCUCCUAUUGGAUAG